GUGGCGCGGCUGGGCACUGCACACGCGCGGCAGUGGGGCGCGGAGCCGGCCGGGAGCUUUGUGACGGGCUGUGGCGCCGCACCGCAUCCGAGGCUUAGCCCUGGCUCCACCGCGGGCCUGACGCAGGCCGGUUAUCGGGAAAGGCCGUUUGUAGGCCGAGGUAGGCUGUCCGUCCCUCCAUCAGUUUGCAGCUUCCGCCGUCAGGCCUCCCGGCUGUCGCGGCUGAGAAGCCGAGAGUGCGCGGCGGCACAGGGAAGCCGGCACGAUGAAGCUUGUGAGAAAGGACCUGGAGAAGGAUAAUGCGGGACAGGUGACACUGAUCCCCGAGGAGCCCGAGGACAUGUGGCACACGUACAAUCUACUGCAGGUGGGUGACAGCCUGCGGGCCUCCACCAUUCGGAAGGUGCAGACCGAGUCGGCAACGGGCAGCGUGGGCAGCAACCGCAUCCGCACCACCCUCACCCUCUGCGUGGAGGCCAUCGACUUUGACUCACAGGCCUGCCAGCUGCGAGUGAAGGGCACCAACAUCCAGGAGAACGAGUAUGUCAAGAUGGGGGCCUACCACACCAUUGAGCUGGAGCCCAACCGGCAGUUCACGCUGGCAAAGAAGCAGUGGGACAGCGUGGUGCUGGAGCGCAUUGAGCAGGCCUGCGACCCGGCCUGGAGUGCAGAUGUGGCAGCCGUGGUCAUGCAGGAAGGGUUGGCUCAUGUCUGCUUGGUCACUCCAAGCAUGACGCUUACCCGGGCCAAGGUGGAGGUGAACAUUCCGCGCAAGCGGAAAGGGAACUGCAGCCAGCACGACCGGGCCCUGGAGAGGUUUUACGAGCAGGUGAUGCAAGCCAUUCAGCGGCACAUCAACUUUGAGGUGGUGAAGUGUGUACUGGUGGCUAGCCCAGGCUUCGUGCGUGAGCAGUUUUGUGACUACAUGUUCCAGCAGGCAGUGAAGAUUGACAACAAACUUCUGCUGGAGAACAGGUCCAAGUUCCUACAGGUUCACUCUUCUUCCGGACAUAAGUACGCAUUGAAGGAAGCCCUCUGUGACCCAGCUGUAACUAGCCGUCUGUCUGACACUAAGGCAGCUGGUGAGGUCAAAGCCUUAGAUGACUUCUAUAAAAUGCUGCAGCAUGAGCCAGACCGGGCUUUUUAUGGUCUAAAACAUGUGGAGAAGGCCAAUGAAGCCAUGGCCAUCGAUACCUUGCUGAUCAGUGACGAGCUUUUCCGGCACCAGGAUGUGGCUACACGUGCCCGAUAUGUUAAAUUGGUAGAUAGUGUACGGGAAAACAUGGGCACAGUACGAAUUUUCUCCAGCCUUCAUGUGUCUGGAGAGCAGCUUGGCCAGCUGACAGGGGUGGCAGCCAUCCUGCGCUUUCCUGUUGCUGAGCUCUCUGACCAGGAAGAUGAAUCUAGCUCUGAAGAUGAUUGAUAACAGUGACUUCAUUCCACAGUUUCUUGUCCAAGUCAUACUGAAAUGAUAUUAAAGGCCCUCCCUUCCUAAA
This is a messenger RNA of Colius striatus (speckled mousebird), 1496 nucleotides long. It is a transcript of the gene PELO, whose product is annotated as pelota mRNA surveillance and ribosome rescue factor. Gene Ontology annotation, cellular component: cytoplasm. The transcript is spliced from 2 exons. NCBI's taxonomy places the organism in Eukaryota, Metazoa, Chordata, Aves, Coliiformes, Coliidae. Gene Ontology annotation, biological process: RNA surveillance; nuclear-transcribed mRNA catabolic process, non-stop decay; ribosome disassembly. The record is from RefSeq and is a predicted model, not a curated record. The coding region runs from base 266 to 1423 and encodes 385 amino acids.